AUGGCCAGGUUAUCGUUUUCUCAAAUGACCUCUGUGAUAUGAAGACUCGUGUUUUCUCAAUCAUCAUUCUUAGGCACCAAUCUAAUCAUCCUAUCUGCCAUUUAAGCUUAGAGUUAACCAUUCCCUGACGACGCAUAUCUUAUUGAUAAGUAGGCAAACUAGAAGACGCUUUGCUAUUGUAAUUGAGCACUGGUUUUCUUAAUAAGUGGUAGACGCAGGGGAAAUGAAAGCUCCACAUUCUCUUUACAUCCUGGUGGCAAUUACUUUCAGAGCAACACUUUGCCAAGACUCAUGCAACAAGCCUCUCGGACUCGAAGACGAACGUAUAAAAGACGCACAAUUCACAGCCCUUACAGCCUAUGACGAGAACAUUAAAGUCUAUGGCCCACAGAGGGCUCGUUUGAACCUUUUAAAGUGGCCUCAAGGUUACCGCGGAAACCCCAAAUCACAGGAGAAUUCUUGGGUAUCGGUGGAUUUUGGUCGGGGCGUGGUCAUCACCGGGAUAGCGACGCAAGGUUAUGGGGAGAGGGGUAUUCAAGAGUGGGUGUCCAUGUUUAUGUUGAUGUACUCAACACAAGAGGAUGACAAUGAGAAGACUUUGGCGCCAGCUGAUCGCAGCAGUGAAUGGCUUUUUCAAGGUAAUUAUGACGCAUCGACAGUUGUUCGUCAAAGUAUUCUCCGACCAGUUAUAGCAUCAAGAGUGAAGUUGAUCCCAAUUGAAUGGCACACGAAUGUUGGUCUGCGCAUGGAACUGUUCGGAUGUGAUGCAGAUUACUACAUGGACGCAUGGCUGCUCUACCGUGACACAAGUUUCCGAAUGGCUUACUCCAUUCCAAGCAGUAACGAGUACCAAACGAUGGCAAACAGUACCGAAAAACUGCUGAGCAAUUAUUUCGACGUGAACUACGUUACUGGCUACCUGAAGACUAAAUUCAUGGAAUUCAGUCCACAGACGUCUACGUCUGGUCUCACUAAUCUCGCCGCAAAAAUAAGAUUCUACUGCCUCAGAACAUCACGUGAGACCCUGAUGCGAGAGCUGAAUAUAUUUGUGUCUGCUCCUGACUCGACAUUUGAAAACGAGAUCACCAAGCUCAGAUUUAGCAAGCUCGACUGCAAGCCGCCCAAAAUAAAUAUAAAGCCCUCCGUAGACACACCCAAAAUUGUGGGUGUUAUCAGAAGAUCUUUUCCUGUUUUUACUGUAAGCAUCCGACAAGACUGUCCGUCCAACGACAAUCUUCUCAUAUAUUGGCAAAUAGCCACAUUGGCUAACUCUAGAAAGGUCUUGUCACCAUUGUCGCCUCCGCAGCAUUUAAACAUCAACAAGUUUUUAUUGCUGCCAGAGAUGUACCCUAUGGUGGACACGUUAUAUAUACGAUGUGUAGCGCUACUUCAAGGAUUCCAGUGGACCUUCUCCAUGGACGACAGAUUCAUAAAACUGAUUGACGCAGAUGUUGUGGCAAAGGUACAGGGGCCUUCAAUAGCGAUACGUGGAAUAUCUGACAUAGAGUUAGACGCAUCGCAUUCUUAUCUUACCACGUCUUCUGAGUGGGCGAAACGUGUGAUUCUAACAUAUUCGUGGUAUUGCUUUGGACCUGUGAUGGAUAAGAGAAUAGAUCAAGCUGGAAAGGUUAAAUGCAGUCCAAAAGGAGAACGCUUAGGAAUUGCUACUGAGGCCUUACACAUAAAUGCGAGUGAUCUUGUUGAAGGAAACUACGCGUUUCAGAUGAUCGUAGAAGCUGAUGGGGUAACAUCCGUGGCGGUUCAAAACGUAACAGUGUAUGGAUUUCAGGGACUUUCGAUAAGGUGUCAAAGCAACUGUGGUCGUAAGAUCAAUUCACAAAUCACCGGGAUAUUGGAAGCGGAGUGUCGUGGUUCUGUCUGCAGCCUUCAACGUCGAUACCUAUGGUCUGCCGUCUACACGGAAUCGGCUUCAGAAAAAUGGCGCGAAGUGAACCUGACUAACGAUCCUUACAGCUCGCGCAUUAGUCUCACAAACUUACCAGAGAUCCUUAACACAUCAACAAAUAUUGAUAAACCAUUUAUUAUCAAAGUUCGCGCUUUCUUUGGUGAUAGCGCUCAAAUUACAUCUACUGCUGACUUCAUCCUCAACUCUGUGCCCGCCACUGAUUAUACAGGAGAGGCUGGCUGUUUCGUGAAUGUGCGGCAAGGAUACGCAAUGAAGACCAAGUUUCAAAUAUCCUGCGAACGAUGGCAGGACGAGGAUAUGCCACUAUCUUACAAGUUCCAGUACUUGAGUGAGUUUGGUAACAUUAUACUUCAGUCAGGUUAUUUGGCAAAUGCAUCCGCAGAGCUAUUACCGGGAAAUGCUACUUUGGAUUACAUGGUCGAUAUUGAGUGCGUAGUGGUCGACUCACUUGGAGCAAGCGCUACAGUAAAAUUACCUGUUAAGGUACUGCCACCAUCUGAAUCGGAAGUCAAGUCCUUGCUUAAGAACAUCAAAAACACACUAUCCGACCUGAUCGAGUCAGGUGACCAAGACAAAGCUGCUGACAUGUCUUUGUUUUCCCUCUCCGUGAUGAAGACACGAAAUAACUCAGCAAAAGAGGAGGCGGAGAUCAAGGCAAACAUCCUGGAUGAGAUGGCGGACAUUGUGGUACAAACACUUCCCCAAGUGACAAAAUUCGCAGUUCUCGGAGCUGAAACAACACACCAAGAUUGGCCUAUGUCCAAUAAAACAAAGAAAAAUGCCUUAAAUCUGAUAACAAAGACAGCAAACACCUUGAAGAACUUGACCUCUGAAGGAAAUAUGGGAAUUGAUGCGGACCUUGUAAAAAAUGUGGCCGAAAUAUUUAUUGACGGAGUAAGCAAUGUGCUGCUUUCAGCAAUACCAGAUAAUGAGGUGGAUAUAUCACACAAAUGCGCCAACGUUUCCCAGACAAUAGCAAGGACGUUCGCAACUCUGAAAGCAGUUGGCAUCGGCUCAGUGAGCAUCACAUCCAAAGCAAUAACCAUCAAUGUUAACAGAGAUACACCCUUGGCUUUUGAUAGAGUGAGUACGCGGACGGGCAGAAGUACUUUGAUGCUACCUCCAUCCGUCACAUUGUUUCCGAAUACAUCAGCAACCCCUCCAUCUAUUGAUCUGCAGGUCAUACAGUUUGUUGCGAAUCCAUUUUUUGGAGACCCAAGCCAAGUAUCUGUGAAUUCCGAAGUUCUUGACGUCAGUUUGUAUGUGGAAUCUUUUGGCGAGCUCAAAGUUAAGAACCUGCAACCACCAAUUAACCUCUUCAUUCCGCUAAAAAGAAAACAUCAAAAUGAAAGUAAAAUGCAGAGUCCUUCACACUUCGUAAAGCCAACAUUGAAUGCCUCAAAUACAAUGAACAUGACAUUUCAUCGGAUUUUUAUAACUUCAGAGUAUGUCAAUCUGACAGUAACAUUGAAGCCAGAGGCUGGAAGCUACGUAGAUGUGUUUGUAAAACCAGCCGUUCGACCGUCAUAUGACCAGUAUGUCUUCAAGAAAAAAAUCCCAGAUCUGAACGCCUGCUUUGACUCAAAGCUUUCACCGUGGAAUGCAGUCGAUGGUUGUAAAAGGGAUCCGUUCUCUUUUGAUAUAAACAGUAAAAUUACAGGAGCCAAGGGUCUCCACUUCAUUGGAGUUCGGUUCCAACCUUUGAAGGGAAAAGAAAGCUCUGACACUGAGUUAAAUGGAAUGCCGAACCUAGAUGAGAGUUCUCAUAACGCUAGGAUCGUAAGGAGGAACAAUCAGAUUGAAUUUUCAUGCAAGAGUUCUAAUGGUCGUCAAAAGCGCGCGUGUGUCGGUGUAAAAGAUCCACCCCCCACACCUCCACGGCCUACGCAAGUAUUUUAUCCAGUCUACGACAGCACGACAGACGUUAACUACACUUUGCAAAUAUCUAUGGCAUCGUGUGUUUACUGGGAUCAUGCACGGGGGACCUGGAGCAGUGACGGGUGUACGAUUGGAAAACAGUCCAACACCUCCCAUGUUCACUGUCUCUGCAACCAUCUUACGCCUUUUGGCGGCGACUUUCUGAUUGCACCAAACCCUAUCGAUUUUGACAAGGUUCUAAUGGAGUUCUCUCGUCUCGGAGAGACUGGUAACGUGUUAGUUCUCGUGAUGGUUUGCGUGCUGUGGGCUGUUUAUUUACUUGGACUGAUGGUGGCAAGGAGGGCAGAUGUCAACGAUAUUAGCAAAGAAUUAUGCAGCACUCUUAUAAAUUCUGAAGACUCUUCGUCGGCGGCUUACUACAAAAUCACUAUAUUCACUGGAGUGUGGAAGGGCUGUGGGACGACCUCAAGUGUAGGAAUGACACUUUACGGGGACAGAGACAACAGCAGGCCUUUUUAUUUCAACAACAGCACAAAAGGACCCUCCUUUUUUAGCCGUGGAAGUGUAACUUCAUUUAUCGUCAAGUGCAGGACACUUGGAAAUAUUUUUAGGGUAGAGCUGUGGCAUGACAAUUCUGGGCCAAAUCCAUCCUGGUUUAUCGACCGAAUAGAAAUCGCUGAAGAACAUUCCGGCAAAUACUGGUAUUUUUUAGCACGGAGAUGGCUAGCUGUACAUAAGGAGGGUAUUCAUGUGACACUGCCCAUUUCCGAUAUCAGCGAUCUGCGCAAGUUCAAAAACAUAUUUUAUUCGCGAGCGUCGAAACAAUUCUGCGAUGCGCAUUUAUGGCUAUCAAUAUUUACUAGAACGACACAAAGUCCAUUCACGAGAUGUCAGCGGCUUGCGUGUUGCUUUCUUAUAGUUUUUGGAUCGAUGGUUGUCAACGCCAUGUUUUACCAGUUCGGGAAGCAAACGGAUGAUGACUUUCAUGUCGGCCCUGUCCGCGUAAGUCUCAGUGGAAUAAAGAUCGGUGUUCAAAGUGCUCUGAUGCUUCUUCCCGUAACGACCUUAGUGGUUCUUAUUUUUAAAAAUAUUAAACAACAGAGAAUAACCCUUUCUCUUGGCGACCCAGAGGCCCUAGAGAAAAUAACUGUCGGGUGCCUCCCAGCAGGGGCUACCUGGAUCGCGUGGCUCAUCUGCUUAUCUGGUUCUGCUGCAUCCUCAGUGUUUACGGUGUUUUACAGUCUCGUAUGGGGGGCUGAAAUCUCCAACCAGUGGCUAAUCUCAACAAUGGUGUCAUUCGUCGAGGAUAUCUUCUUCAUUCAGCCAGUAAAACUAAUUAUCUUGUCAUGCCUUCUUGCUUGGAUCAUCAAGCCAGAUUUAGGCAAAGAAAAGGACAGUUUUACUAGUCACUGCGUGCUGUUGCGACACGAAGAAGUUUCAUUACCCGCAGCAAGGAAACUUAAGAAAUGCCGGGAACGAAAAGUCAAGCGUCGGUGGCUAACGGCUACUACUAUUGAAAUUGCUGCAUUCUUAUUUUUCGUUUACCUUGUGUUUGUCGUCUGUUAUGGUCGUCGCGACAGCAGAAUGUUCACAAUGACAGAAAGUGUUAAGGGACACUUUCCGGAAUUUCAAGAGGUUGAGGGUCCGUCGUCGUUUUGGAAAUGGACCAGUGACGUGCUGCUACCAGCUCUUUAUGAUAAGAAACAGAAUGCUGCCCUUGAUGAGGGGUUUAUAGGCAAUGGUAAACUCUUCUUGGUUGGAAUGCCUAGGAUAAGGCAGCUGAGAGUCGUCUCUAAUCUUGAUUGCUUUUCUGGCACAGAUCCACUUCUUAGCCGCACCCUACCUAGAUGCCUUCCUGACUACAGCAUCUCUUCUGAAGACAGGUCUCCAUACAGCUUACCUGGGUGGAUACCAAUCCUAAACAACAGCAGUAACCAUACCAAGCAAGAGAUAAGUCAUAUGUGUCCUAUACCCUGGCGGUAUCAGACAGGUGACAAGCUCCAGUCAAUGGAAUUAUUCACAUCCGAGAUUUCGUACAGUGGUGGAGGCUUUGUUGCUGACCUUGGCUACGAUUCGAAGACCGCCUCUCGUAUUAUUAAAACAUUAAAAGAGCUCAACUGGAUCGACCGUAAGACUGCUGGAAUAUUAGUAGAAUUUGCAUUGUUCGACCCUUCAAGCUCGCUGUUUAGCGCCCAAAAAUUUAUUCUUCAGAGAUUUCCUUCUUCGGGGUCUGUAGGAGUACGCCGGCUUGACACCAUCUCUGUGUAUCAUCCAACGAAUGAUGCGUUUUUUGUCUUCACACAAGUUUGUCAACUUCUGUUAAUUAUGCUCAUAUUGCUCUACAUUGCUGCGGAGUUCAUAUCCUUAUACAGACAAGGCCUAGGGUAUUUUCGUCGAUUCUGGAGCUGGGUCGAUCUUCUUCAAGUUCUUGGAGUCCUCGCCGCCUUGGUAAUGUUCUACGCUAAGGAAUGGUACGUUGGGAACUUUGUGCGGAGAAUAAGGCACAACCCUUACGAGACUUCAAGUAUGGAUUACAUUGUCUUCUGGAAUGAAAUAGAGAACACUCUUCUUUCCAUAGUCAUAUAUCUCAUGACACUCAAGAUGCUUCGGAUUAUACGGUUCAAUCUGCACAUAUAUCUGCUGACCAACACUCUUGAGCACGCUGUACGGUUUGUGUUCUCGUUCUUCGUGAUGUUCGUGGUAAUCGUUAUAGGAUGUAGCCUGAUGGCAUCGUUAGCGUUUGGUGAAGAUCAACAGGACUUCUCGUCCCUACCUCGCUCAAUUGCUACUUGCCUGACACUGAUUGUCGCACCAAACGACAGCAAAGAGUCGGACCGCGUAAUAGCCCCAUUGUUUUUAAUUGUUUAUUCUGUCAGUGUGUAUGUUCUCUUGAUAAAUCUUCUGAUGGCAAUACUUAAUGAGAGCUUUUCUCGUGCGAAGAGUUUACUCAACCCGAAAGAAAUUCCAGAAGUUUCUUACGCUCAACAUUACGCAAAAAAACUCAAAGCAAAUAUAGGCAAUCUUUUUAACAGUAAACAAACCAAUAAGAAAAUGUCACUCGGCCUCAAAUCUUUAAAUGGAAUGAAAACAUCAAGUGACCGUCGCGAGGAAGAGCCGUUGUUGAUGGAGUCCGAAAGGCAUCAGAUCACUGCAAAGCUGCGCAAAUAUCAAGAUGACUCGCGAAAACUUGAUCCCGCUAUCGGAAACCUAUUGGAGCAAUUCAUGGACUUCGAUUCAACUGCCUUGCACUCUUCCAUUGAGCGGAUUAUGGACUUGGAAGAAUGUGAUUAUGCAAACUUAGAGGAAAUAGGGAACAGCCUUCAAGUUAUUAGCGAUAUUCUAAAGUUUUCUAUUUCACGCGAUGAUUUAGCCAGCCAGUAGACUACCGCCCUUGAGGUGGCUAGCUAGAACAAGCUCAUGUUGCCGUUUUAAAAUAAAGACAAAUGAAAUGAGUAUUGCUGCCCUAGAAAUCCUGAGACAGAUUUGGUUAUUAUAAUUACGAAAGGGUAUUUUUUCUUUUAUUUCAAAUUGCGACAUGUAUUACAAAUUGCGACGAUAAUUACAAAUUGCGACUCUACACACGGUCACUCUGUUGCAUCCUUCCCAGGAUAACUUCUGUAGUGUGGAUCUACGUAUAGAAACUAUGAUGUACGCUGUCAAUGCAAAUUAAAUUCUCAGCAUAUCAUUUGAUCAGCGAUGACCGAACAUCUGCAAAAAGUUAAAAUUGACUCGAUUUCUCGCUUAAUUUUGAGUGGAUUGCUGGAAAAACUUGAUUCAGCGGUAGCUGCAUCUCAUCCUGUGCUGUAUUGAAGUUGACAGCCUUGUCUUAUUAACAUACUUAGUAUCGACACAAAGAAAAAAGACAAACGUACAUCGUUCUUUACUUGUAAGAGCUUCUAGGGAAAAAAACACAAAUGGAUACCAAAUUUAUUUCAUUAGAGAAUAAAGAUAUAACCCAUAGAUACA
Messenger RNA from Nematostella vectensis (starlet sea anemone), 7771 nucleotides. RefSeq lists its product as uncharacterized. The transcript is spliced from 18 exons. Gene Ontology annotation, biological process: detection of mechanical stimulus. The record is from RefSeq and is a predicted model, not a curated record. NCBI's taxonomy places the organism in Eukaryota, Metazoa, Cnidaria, Anthozoa, Actiniaria, Edwardsiidae. Gene Ontology annotation, molecular function: calcium channel activity; protein binding. Bases 224 to 7186 code for a protein of 2320 amino acids. Gene Ontology annotation, cellular component: membrane.